GGGGCAGGGCAGGGCCGCCGGCGGCGAGCCGGAGCCAGCCCAGCGCCCUGGCCCCGCCGAGCCCUCGGAGCCCACCCAUGGGGCUCCAGCUCCGCGCGCCUCCUCGCCCGGCUGUGCUCAGCCCAGCUCGGAGCACCGCGCGCAGGAGGAUCCGUACUCGGUGACCCUGGAGCCCCCUCAGACGCCGGGAGACUCGAGGGCCGGAGCGGCAGGCGGUUCCCCGCACCUCCAGGAGCUUUCAGGCAGCCCUCCAAGCCGUGCUCGGGGCCCGGCCCGCUGUUCCCAGCCCCGAGCCAUGAUGAAGACCUUGUCCAGCGGGAAUUGCACGCUCAGCGUGCCGGCCAAGAACUCCUACCGAAUGGUGGUGCUGGGCGCCUCGCGCGUGGGCAAGAGCUCCAUCGUGUCCCGCUUCCUCAACGGCCGUUUUGAGGACCAGUACACGCCCACCAUCGAGGACUUCCAUCGGAAGGUGUACAACAUCCACGGGGACAUGUACCAGCUGGACAUCCUGGACACCUCUGGCAACCACCCGUUCCCCGCCAUGCGCAGGCUGUCCAUCCUCACAGGCGACGUCUUCAUCCUGGUGUUCAGCCUGGACAGCCGGGAGUCCUUCGAUGAGGUCAAGCGCCUGCAGAAGCAGAUCCUGGAGGUCAAGUCCUGCUUGAAGAAUAAGACCAAGGAGGCAGCAGAGCUGCCCAUGGUGAUCUGUGGGAACAAGAACGACCAUAGCGAGCUCUGCCGCCAGGUCACCGCCAUGGAGGCUGAGCUGCUGGUGUCUGGGGAUGAAAACUGCGCCUACUUUGAGGUGUCUGCUAAGAAGAACACGAACGUGAACGAGAUGUUCUAUGUGCUGUUCAGCAUGGCCAAGCUGCCCCAUGAGAUGAGUCCCGCACUGCACCAUAAGAUCUCCGUGCAGUACGGCGACGCCUUCCAUCCCCGGCCUUUCUGCAUGCGCCGCACCAAGGUCGCAGGUGCCUAUGGCAUGGUCUCACCCUUUGCCCGCCGCCCCAGUGUCAACAGUGACCUCAAGUACAUCAAGGCCAAGGUCCUACGGGAGGGUCAGGCGCGAGAGAGGGACAAAUGUAGCAUCCAGUGAGAGGCAGGGACAUCGGGGAGGGGGCUUGGGCAGUGCCUUAAGGGAGGUGGCUAAGGAUUCCCACUGCCCACAACCCACGGGGCCCUAGGCAUGUAUGCUGUGUCCGUCCUGACUCCUAGCCACCUCUUGUGAGUUCUUACGUCUGGCUCCUUUGUGGUAGGACAGAUACAUGUUUGGGGACAUGUCUGCACUCAAGCUGAGACAGCUUUCAGUGUCCUUAGAGUGGGAGGAAUGCAGAAAGACCAGGAGUCCUACGUCAAAACAAGAUGCUCAGUACAAGUCACAGGAUGAGAACGUCCCAGCCAGAUUCCCUGGUGGCCUUGGCUUCCUCUAUGCUUCUGGAGAACCCCCCCCCCCUCAGGGUCUUAGCUCCUGCCUUCUGGCCCAGCAGUGUGUACCCACCCCUCCAACUUAGCCAGUGGCCACCCUGACAUUGAGCUGAGAGAGAGAGAGACAGAGAGAGAGAGAGAGACAGAGAGAGAGAGAGAGAGAGCGCUGUGUGUGUCUGUAUGUGAUGACAUCUUCAUGUCUCCUGGCUCCUCUCCCAGGCCCCUCCAUAGGACAUUGCUUCUUGUUUUGAAGUUGUUUCCCAUUCUGUCUGCAGUGGACACGAAGUCCCUGUAUGGUAAGAGCCCAGUGAGCUGCCUUUGGCCAGGCUCCCCAGUUCAGAUUGUUGCUUUCACUGGGUCCCUUCCUCCCUGCUCCCAGGCGGCUGUGCAGCUGGAUCCCGCCCUGUGUUCACCAGCUCACAAAUGAGCCCGCAGCACCAUGGUCACAGAAGGCCAGGGUGCCCCUCCUGCCAUUGGGGUGACUCUAAUCCCCUCCACACUCCUAGCGAGAUGAAGACAGCUCUGUCUGGAUGCGGCUUUCUUCUGCUGUAGUUCCUCAAGCUCAUGCUGAGCAACUGCCAGAUACUGGGUUCUGUGCGUUAGGCAGCAGGGAGUGAGGGGUCCUGUAUGUCCCCCACUCUGGCCUCUGCCCACCCAUGAGCCCUUCUGCACACACAGCUGCCAGAGGCAUGGGAGCAUCUGAGAGCCUGAGCUGAGCCCCGGAUAGGUUGGAGGGUGGGUCGUGGUGGAUCUUCUAGUGCUGUCUCUGCUGGGUGCUUCUCUCCCCGGCGCAGGAGUGGGACGAGGGAUGAUUGUGACCCUGAGAACCAAGGGCCCUGUUCAACGCUCAGUGCACGUGUGUCUCUUCCCCCAACGGUACCGGAGCUGGCCCGUUGAGAUGGCUCAGUGGGUAAGGGCACCUGCUGCCAAGCUGUCCAACCUCAGUUUGAUUCCUGGGAUCCACACGGUGCAGGGGGAGAACAAAGUCACCCUUUGACUACCACGGAUGCACCAUGGUCCCUGCGUACACACAAAGUCCUGAAGCCAACGGUUACCGAAAACCAUAGGAAUCUGCUAGUUCAUUCCCUCAGGACCCAGAAAGUGAGUGACUGACCCCGGGUCUCAUGCUGCCAGCUGGACCAGCCACACACACUGUGUUGUUCCCUCUCUUCCGGGGCUCCCAGUGGCAGGGAUUUGGACCACGUCACACACCACACCCCUCCGCCAGUGAUCACAGGUUACCCAUGGAUGCUGUAUACGUUGUCACCUGUAACCACGCCCCAGUCCCAGCUCUGCACAGCCAGGCCUGGCCCUAACUGUGUCCUCACCUCCACACCUGCUGCUCGGACAACUGCCUCAGCACCCGCUUCUGUCCUGCAGUAAGCACCUGCCCCCUGCCAGCCCAACCCUGAGAGUGUGCCAGGUUCUUGUCCAGGCCUGGUCCCAUCCGGUCAAGCUCCACUGCCCGGACCUCUGUGUACACUAUCAAUUAAAGUUGGUUUGUUAGCA
Molecule: messenger RNA, 2934 nt
Organism: Mesocricetus auratus (golden hamster)
Lineage: Eukaryota; Metazoa; Chordata; Mammalia; Rodentia; Cricetidae
Gene: Rasd2
Product: RASD family member 2
Exons: 3
Coding region: 296-1096 (266 amino acids)
Molecular function (GO): GTP binding; GTPase activity
Source: RefSeq, a predicted model, not a curated record